Messenger RNA from Notothenia coriiceps (black rockcod), 540 nucleotides. RefSeq names its product protocadherin Fat 1-like. Lineage: Eukaryota; Metazoa; Chordata; Actinopteri; Perciformes; Nototheniidae. The record is from RefSeq and is a predicted model, not a curated record. The transcript has 3 exons. The coding region runs from base 75 to 518 and encodes 147 amino acids.
GGUGCUGUUCGCCCAAUCUGUGUCCUGAAGGAUAUGAGUGUAAACUCACAGGUGACUCCUUCUUCUGUGAGGCGAUGCGUGAUGUGUCUCCAAUGAUUGGCUACAUGGAGAUCAUGGAGAUCAGUGUCAGCGUGCUGGGACUACUUCUCUUGGUUGGGAUCUUCGUUUGCAUCAGGAAACGUUACGUCCAGAAUAAGAAGAAGACGCCCGUCUGUGUGCAGGACUCCAAUGGCUACUUCCACCCCACCCUGACCAAGAGCAUGAAAUCGGAGAAGCGGGAGAUGAACCCGAUCGAGAUGAGCUCAUUGGUCGGUCCCAACAACGACCUCGACAAUACGCCGUUCAGGUUGCAGCGCCUUGGCAGUCAGAUCAUCUCCUCGGGAGGGGUUUCCUGCCCAAAGAUGCAGGGGCCGGUGGUGUGCAGCGUGGCCCCUAACCUCCCACCCAGACCCCCGUCCAGCUCGGAUAACGACUCCAUCAGGAAGACCCACUGGGACAUGGACUACGAAGGUGUGUGAUUUAUGCAUGAUGAGCAUUUUG